UCUAUCAGAUCGACUCGGCUAGUAAUCAAAAUCAAGAACUUAAAAACUCCGUAGGCUAGAUACCCGUUACGAACUUUAGUAUUUUACUCAACGAAUAACGGGUAAUAGAGUAAAUACUAGUGGUUCGUUUUCACCCUGUUCGUCGGCGUUACCUUGUCGUGCGCGACUUGGUAUUUUACAGCAACAAGGUCACACCCAAAUUGUCAACUUGCAAGUUAUUUUAGUGUUUAUAAAUAUGGAUAGUAACGAAACAGAAACAACAGAUGGGAAGUCUACACAGCAGUCGCUUGCUUUGCGGCGGGAAUUGCGCAGAAAAAAAAUAUUGGAAGCCUCCAAGGCACGACUGGACAAAUUGAAUGGCAGAGCGUCGGCGGCGUUUCAAAAUGAAAACCUCGAUGGUGAACCUUCAAAUACGCAAUAUUCCGAUCCAGAGGUGGAGCCGGAUAUUCCAAUAAGACGUUCAUUUUUGCCGGAACAACCCCCACCGCCGAAAAUCACGACACGAAAUGCAUGGCUAAAAAGCCGAGUUCACAUAAUGUUAGCGGCUGGCUUUGGUUUCCUAUUGGCUCUUUAUACAAACAGCAGUGUUUUUAUUCCCGUUCUGCUUUUCGUGAUUGCGGAGCUGGCAUUCCUUCAAUAUUAUAAAGAAGACCAUUUACCGGCCAGCAUGGGACCCUUGUUACUAAUGUUUAUCAAUCCGAAUAUUACCAGCAAAAUUAAGCAGUUUAGCAGUAUAUUCUUUAUUCUUCAGUCACUGUUGGGUGAUCUUGCGAUAACCGUCUGUGUUGUUUGCUCAGGAAGCAUGCUCUUACUAAAUUUAAACACCGAUUAUGCUACAAUUGUUAAAUAAAGAUUAUGUUUUAUUACGGGGUGUGCAACAUGA
Drosophila yakuba is the source of this 883-nucleotide messenger RNA. RefSeq lists its product as uncharacterized. The transcript is spliced from 2 exons. Bases 236 to 850 code for a protein of 204 amino acids. The record is from RefSeq and is a predicted model, not a curated record. NCBI's taxonomy places the organism in Eukaryota, Metazoa, Arthropoda, Insecta, Diptera, Drosophilidae.